AUGAUUUGGGCAUUAUUGGCACUCUCCCAGUGUUUUUAUGUUCCAUACUCCGAAACAGGAGUACUGAUCUACGAUUCAUACACAGACAGACAGUUCGGAUCUGUUUUGAAGCGCCACCAGUUAGUUGUUUCCUUAUUUGUCAAUUUCUCCGCCCCAGGUGUUGAAGCUUACCUCGAAAUUUUCUCAAAGUUACCAACCAUUUUCUCCGAAGAUGUCAAGUUCUGCGUUCUUUCCUCCAAACAUGCAAAGAGAUUGACGAUGCAAUUCACAACUUACUUACCACAGAUCUCCUUCUUCAACCAUGGCGAGAUUGCAUAUUCUAUCCCAUUCCCAUCUACAGAGGCCGAGCUUUUGUCUGCCGUUGAUGUCUUCCUUCGACCAACUUUACCAACUUUCAAUGAUGAGAAGGAAGUUUACGCAUCUUUCGGCGAAACACAGUUCACUGUCAUCAGCCCACCAGCUCUCGUCCAAAAGGCUCGCGAUUACGUCAUUUCCAUCGCAGAUAAUGCCGGAUCUUUCAACCUCAUCGCCGCUUCCGUUGAUACAUUCAAGAAGAUGAACUUCUCAGGUGAAUACGUCUGCAUCUACCGCAAGGAAGACAAGAUGAUCAAAGAAGUCAAGAAUUUCAGAGAAUUCAUGAAACAAAUCAGACCAACCUACUAUCCAAAGUUCGAUAUGGACCUCUUACUCUCUGUAGAAGGCCCAGUUGGUCUCCUUUGCGUUAAAGAUUCCCCAACAAAGGAACAAAAAGAGAGAAUGGCCGAACUUGGCUCGAAAUUCCAAAAUCUCACCUUCGCAAUCAUUUCUGAUGCCGACUUAGAUGAUAUCCAUAUCAUGACAAACGGAAAGACCCGCCAGUUCCCAUGUUUCGUCAUAUUAAGUUGGGAAUAUUACGUUUACUACCCAGUCAGACCAUUUGACAACGAAGUCGAGAACUACAUCAUGGACAUUUCCAACGGCAAGAUCGAUUACGUGUUCCCAUCUGAGGAAAUCCCAGCAACACAAGAAGAUCCAUACGCAAUCAAAGUUGUUGGCAAGAAUUACGAAGAAUUCGUUACAGAUAAAGAAAACGACGUCGUCAUGUUCUACAUUGGAUCCGACAAGGACGGCUUAAGAGCUGCCCACAAGAUCGGAAAGUACAUUAAGAAGAAUAAUGUUACAGGAGUCAAGGUCGGAUACAUCAUUACAUCAUUGAACUCAUGCAACAAGUCAUUCCCAAGAUUGGUUUUCGAACCACAAGUCAAUAUCUUCGCAAAAGGAAAGAAAUCAAGUCACAUGCUCUACUCAGCACCAACAGUUUUCAGUAUCCUUGAAGGACUGAAGAUGUACGCAAACCCAGAUAUCAACCUCAACAUCUCUACAUUCAGAUUCUCAAUGGAACUCGAGUACAUGGUAGAUCUCUUACAAGAUUUCGAAGAACUCAGAGCUUCUGACAGAAAGGGAGCUCUAGCUUACAUCUACGAGAGAGGUCAGAUGCUCGGAUUCGGAAACAACCUCGAAACAAUAGUUAACUCAAUCUACAACGCUGCAGGUGGUUUAGUCGCUGGUUACGACGACAAGAAGUUGGUCGCUGAGUUUGAGAAUGAUGCUGACGAUUUCGUAGAGCCAGAGGUUGAAGAGGAACUCACAAGACAAUCAUACACAAAGUCCUCCCACAGAGGAAGUGGACGUAGAUCUCACCACCACAGACGCUACUAA
Trichomonas vaginalis G3 is the source of this 1698-nucleotide messenger RNA. Its product is annotated as protein disulfide isomerase family. Lineage: Eukaryota; Parabasalia; Trichomonadida; Trichomonadidae. The coding region runs from base 1 to 1698 and encodes 565 amino acids. The record is from RefSeq and is a predicted model, not a curated record. Gene Ontology annotation, cellular component: endoplasmic reticulum. Gene Ontology annotation, molecular function: protein disulfide isomerase activity. Gene Ontology annotation, biological process: protein folding; response to endoplasmic reticulum stress. The transcript has a single exon.